Molecule: messenger RNA, 1398 nt
Organism: Oryza sativa Japonica Group (Japanese rice)
Lineage: Eukaryota; Viridiplantae; Streptophyta; Magnoliopsida; Poales; Poaceae
Product: homocysteine S-methyltransferase 2
Biological process (GO): S-methylmethionine cycle
Molecular function (GO): zinc ion binding; S-adenosylmethionine-homocysteine S-methyltransferase activity
Source: RefSeq, a predicted model, not a curated record
ACAGCCGCUGACAACGCGGGCCCACACGAUCCCCCCUCUCCCCUGUCUUAAACCCCACACAAACACGACCCAACGCCUUCCUCUCCUCCUCUCUCUCUCCCCCGCUCCUCGCGCCGCCGACAUCGCCGGAGAAAAUGAGUCAACAAGGGGAGUACCACGCCGACAUGAUGGCGGAGUUCCUGCGGGGGAGCGGCGGCGCGGCCGUGAUUGACGGCGGGCUGGCGACGGAGCUGGAGGCUAACGGCGCCGACCUCAAGGACGCCCUCUGGAGCGCCCGGUGCCUCUUCACCUGCCCCGACCUCAUCCGGAAGGUUCAUUUGGACUAUCUUGAAGCUGGGGCAAGUGUUCUGAUAACAGGAUCAUAUCAGGCCACAAUUCAGGGCUUCCUUUCAAAGGGAUUUUCUCAGGAGGAAAGUGAAUCAUUCCUGAGGAGGAGUGUUGAACUAGCAUGUGAAGCACGGGCUAUUUACCUGGAAAAAUGUUCUAACGGUUCGGACGAAGCCAAAGACGUAACAAAAUACAGGAAGCGCCCAAUACUAAUUGCGGCAUCAGUUGGUUCUUAUGGAGCAUACCUAGCAGAUGGCUCUGAGUAUAGUGGUGACUACGGUAAUGAGGGCACUUUGGAGUUCCUCAAAAACUUUCAUCUGAGAAGGCUUCAAGUCCUUGCUGAAGCUGGUCCUGAUGUUAUUGUUUUUGAAACUAUUCCAAACAAAAUUGAGACUCAGGCAUAUGUUGAACUACUAGAGGAGUGUAAAUUACGUAUUCCGGCAUGGUUUGGUUUCACUUCAAAGGAUGGAGUCAAUGUAGUAAGUGGUGAUUCCCUGAUAGAGUGUGCCUCUAUUGCCGAUUCAUGCAAGGAAGUUGCUGCAGUUGGUAUUAAUUGCACUCCCCCAAGAUUUAUCCAUGAAUUAGUUUUAUCCAUCCGGAAGGUGACAAGUAAACCAAUAUUAAUAUACCCAAAUAGUGGUGAGAGCUAUGAUCCUAUAAGAAAGGAAUGGGUGGAAUGCUCAGGGAUUUCAAAUGAGGAUUUUGUUUCAUAUGUCAAAAAAUGGCAUGAGGCUGGGGCCUCACUGAUAGGGGGUUGCUGCAGAACAAGUCCAGAUACGAUAAGAGGAAUAUCGAAGGCUCUGCAUGGAGUUUAGUUGAUGGAGAUUGAGUAGAGUUGAUAGCCAGUUUUUGGACAGAGUCGCUAACUCACUCUGUUUGCCCGAUGUGACACAGGUCUUAUUGGUCAGGUAGUCAGAUUUCUUAUGGAAUUUGAAUAGCUAUUGAGGACAAUGAUUUAGGAAAAAAAAAAAACUAAUGCUGUGUUGUUCUUUCAUUAGCUUGUACCAGCACCUUUAUUGAUGAGGAAAUGAUGCCAAAUGUUGGCCUAGAAGGAGUUGCUACUCUUCUUAA